AUGUCCGGCACCGAUUCGCACGGCCACCACGGCCACCAUCAUCACCACCACUAUGGCGCCGGAGCUUCCGCGUCAGGACAUAACAAAGAUUACUUCAACAUGGUGUACAGCGAGCUCGCAUCGACCUAUGACAGCAGGCAUGGGAAAACCCUGGAUAAGCUAGUCGAGGAAAUUCGAGCGAGGGUCGAUUUCCUCGGCGUCGACUGGGCCGAUGAUGACGAUGAGGGUGAUGACGACGGUAAUAACGACAAGGAGCGAGAGGAGAAGAAGAAGGCGGAGAGUGCUGAAGCUGCCGAAAAAAAGACCGUGAGGCUGUUGGAUUAUGCUUGUGGGACUGGUGUCGUAUCGAGGGCGCUUGCCCCCUAUACAACACAAUGCGUUGGGAUUGAUCUUUCAGAGAACAUGGUGGCGACGUACAACGCCCGCGCCGAAAACCAGGGCCUCACUGCGUCCGAAAUGCACGCCUAUCAAGGGAAUCUCUGCGUUCCUGAGGAUCCCAACCCAGCGUUACUCGCCUCGCCAGAGUUCACCAACUUCGAUAUCGCGGCCGUUGGCCUGGGGUUCCACCAUUUUGAUGACCCAAAAUUGGCGGCUCGCCGGCUUGCGGAGCGGCUCAAGGUCGGUGGUGUGUUGAUGAUUCUGGAUUUCUUGCCGCAUGAGAAAGCAGAUGCGUCACACCCGGCAGCGUCGACUAUUACCCACCAUGGCUUCACCGAGGACCACAUCCGGCAGAUCUACGAGGAGGCAGGCAUGGGGAAGGACUUUGCUCUGCAGGAGAUGGCCGUGGUAUUCCACUUUUCAAGAGAGACUGAGACUGAAGUUAAGCGGCGCCUUUUCCUGGCGCGUGGGACCAAGGCGUGA
This is a messenger RNA of Dichotomopilus funicola, 861 nucleotides long. Its product is annotated as methyltransferase. Lineage: Eukaryota; Fungi; Ascomycota; Sordariomycetes; Sordariales; Chaetomiaceae. The transcript has 7 exons. The record is from RefSeq and is a predicted model, not a curated record. Gene Ontology annotation, molecular function: methyltransferase activity. The coding region runs from base 1 to 861 and encodes 286 amino acids.